Messenger RNA from Didymodactylos carnosus, 1587 nucleotides. The record is from the annotation of a GenBank genome assembly. NCBI's taxonomy places the organism in Eukaryota, Metazoa, Rotifera, Eurotatoria, Philodinida, Philodinidae.
AUGUCUCUGUCGAGCCACGUAUCGGACCAGAGCGCCAAAGCAACGAUCGGUCAUCUGGCUCGUUUUGUCGAAGUCAGUCAUGACACCCCCAAACACAAGAUGCCUGAACGAACAAUGACUGGACAGGCAGCUGCCUCUAUCAUUCGCAGUGAACUAAGACUCGACGGCAAUCCCAAUCUUAACUUAGCAUCAUUUGUCACCACGGAGGUCGAUCGCGAAUGUCUCGAUUUGAUGAUUGAGAAUUUAAACAAGAAUUUGGCGGACACGAGUCAAUACGGGCACAGUAGUGAAAUUCAAGAUCGGUGCGUCAAUAUCCUGGCAGAUUUGUUUCACGCGCCCCCGGACAAUGAAGGUGGAGCAGUCGGAACGGCGACUAUCGGCUCGAGUGAAGCAAUUAUGUUAGGCGGUUUGGCUCUCAAAUGGCGUUGGCGAGCUCAGCAAGCUGCAAGACAAGGGAAGAAGCCAGAGGAAAUCACCACUCGCUGCAAUUUGAUAUUCAGCGCUGCCGUUCACGUGUCCGUCUUAAAACUGUGUCGAUACUUUGAUAUUGAUGCUCGAAUUAUUCCACUUGAACACAAUCGCUACACACUCGAUAUCGAUCAAGCUAUCUCUCAAUGCGACGAAAACAGCUGCGGUGUGGUCGCUAUCCUCGGCACGACACUGACCGGCGAGUUCGAAGACAUCAAACGAUUGAACAACGCCUUGUUGAAGUUGAAGGCCAAGAAAGGACUGGAUAUUCCUAUCCACGUCGAUGGCGCUUCAGGUGCCAUGGUCGCCCCGUUUGUCUUUCCCGAUGUCGAAUGGGAUUUCAGACUGGAGCAAGUCCGGUCGAUUAACACCAGCGGUCACAAAUACGGACUAGUACUGCCCGGUUUGGGCUGGAUUAUUUGGCGUCGCAAAGAAGAUCUUCCCGAGGACUUGAUCUUCCAUGUCAACUACUUGGGCGUUGAUGAAGCAACAUUCAAUCUCAAUUUCUCACGCUCGGCUGCCAGUAUUAUCGGACAAUACUAUCAAUUCCUCUGCUUGGGCGUGGAAGGCUACACACGAAUUAUGCAAUUGGCAGUGGACAAUGCAAAAUAUUUGGCUGAAUCGUUGACGUCGAUGAGCGAGGGACUGUUGAUCGUUCACAGUCAAAACGAUAAGCCUUCCUUACCGAUGAUCGCAUUCUCACUCAACCCAGCGAAAAGUCUCAAGUUCAAUGAAACGACCUUCGUUCACUGGUUGAGAGAGCGUGGUUGGAUUGUACCUGUCUAUACACUAGCUGCCAACGCCAGCGAUAUCACCGUUUGCAGAAUCGUUGUGCGCGAAAAUUUUACUCGCAAUAUUGCUUCGAUGCUUCUCGAGGACAUUCGACUCGUGCUGGUUGCUUUGGCUGAUCAUCAUGGACAUCAGGACUUGGUUGCAUCGUUGAAGGCGGCACGUGAUGACCAACAUCAGCAUCGACGAUCGAAACAACAUGCUGAGAGAGUGGCGCAAAUGAUUCAGUCGAACCAGGAGGUGGGUGGGAAUCAUGGCGAUGUGAAGAAAGCCGACAAAACUGGCAAAGAGAAGAAGGACAAACAUCGCACCGUGCAUACCAUUUGCUAG